This is a messenger RNA of Monoraphidium neglectum, 163 nucleotides long. RefSeq lists its product as hypothetical. The record is from RefSeq and is a predicted model, not a curated record. The annotation marks the transcript as partial. Lineage: Eukaryota; Viridiplantae; Chlorophyta; Chlorophyceae; Sphaeropleales; Selenastraceae. The transcript has a single exon.
AUGUGCGGCCGCAGCCGCUGCACGCUGGAGCCGGCGCAGGUCGCGGCGGCGGCCGGCAUCCCGCCGGACCAACUGGACGCGCGGUGCGGCGCGCCCGGCUGUCGUUUCGUAUUCGCGUGGGCGCAGGCCGGGGGCCGGCUGCGGCGGGGCUUCGGGUGGACCG